Molecule: messenger RNA, 1143 nt
Organism: Gadus macrocephalus (Pacific cod)
Lineage: Eukaryota; Metazoa; Chordata; Actinopteri; Gadiformes; Gadidae
Gene: ubxn2a
Product: UBX domain protein 2A
Exons: 7
Coding region: 166-906 (246 amino acids)
Biological process (GO): proteasome-mediated ubiquitin-dependent protein catabolic process; nuclear membrane reassembly; Golgi organization
Cellular component (GO): nucleus; cytosol
Molecular function (GO): ubiquitin binding
Source: RefSeq, a predicted model, not a curated record
GCUGAGCUCAGCAGCAUGACGGCAGUGGGGCUGCAGACGGCACUGUGCCUACGUCACAGAUAUUGCUCAGCACAAGAGUGGCUGCAUGCCCUACUAAUUUAUGGCUGCACGUUUUAACGCACGGAUUAAGGACUGAAUACGGAUUGAUGGAAAAUAAAGAAGACCAUGAAAAACAUAGAUAAUACAGAGAGUGGGAAUGAUGACAACUGUGAUGAGAGUGAGGAGGUUCCAAUGAGACGGAGCUUCUCGGUCGAGGAUCUUUUGGAUGAGGUGGAGAAGAUCUGCUAUGAUGCCCCAGGAACCUCAAAGGUGGAGAUGGUGGUGAGGCUGUGGAAGGACGGCUUCACCAUCAACGACCAGGAGUUCCGGAGCUACGCCACGCCCGAGAACCAAGACUUCCUGGACACCAUAAAACGAGGGGAGCUCCCGCUGGAGUGGGAGAGCCGAGCAGAGGAGGAGGAGCUGGAGAUCAACGUGGAGGACCUGACGGAGGAGCUCUACGUCCCUAGGAAGAAGGCCUUCCACGCCUUCAGCGGUCACGGCUACCGGCUGGGCAGUGUGGCGCCCCGAGUCGUGGCCCGAUCGCCAUCUGUGCACGAGGAAGGAGAGUCCCCUCCUAUCCCCAUGGUAACACUGGACCAUGCCCUGCCCGUCACCUCGCUGCAGAUCUGGCUGGCCGACGGGAGGAGACUGGUGCAGCGCUUCAACCUAUCGCAUCGCGUCAGCGACGUCCAUGACUUUGUGUCCCGCUGCCAGAGGACCUGCCCCCCCUUCGUCCUGACCACCUCGCUGCCCUCCAGGGUGCUCCGCGAGGGGGGGCUGAGCCUGGAGGAGGCCGACCUGGCCCACGCCGUCAUAGUCCAGAGACCCCUUGACACAGAGGCCCCCUUCGGUCAGUCGUCCUGACCCCGCAACGGACCUGUCCGCGACGACACGCAUACACACCCGCACGUAAGCGCCACACACAUGCAUAUUAACGCAAGCAGACACACACACACACACACACACACACACACACACACACACACACACACACACACACACACACACACACACAUAAUAACACACCCACACACCCACAAACACAUUAACACAAGCAUACACACACACAUACACACAAACACACACACACACAAAAACACA